ACAGACCAGCAGAUGGCAGUAAAACCCCGCUGCUUCAUAGCUUCUUUUAAUUACACUGUAGACCUCAAAUGUGUGCAAGAAUAAAAAGUUUCCGUUUGUUUGAACAACAUUAACAUCACAAAAUGUAAACAUUUUAUUUUAAAUACCACAACAGUAACACUUAUAGAGCAACGUGCAUGCUGGUUGUUAAAAAAACUCCUGUAUACGUGUAUCUAUGUUUGUGAGUUAUUAAAGAAUGAAAAAAUAUGACAUUAGAGAUAUUACUGAUGAUUUGCACCAUGAAAAAAUGCAUUAUAAAUGCCUUUCCAAGGUGUGAAUUACAAGCCAUAUUAAUGCGUUUCACAUAUUCAAAAUUGUUCACUGAUCAGCAGAACUUAACGACAUUAACCUCCAGAUGUCAAUUUUAUAAUUGUGACAUCCCAUAUCAUGUACUACAUAGAUUGAUUUCCUUAUCUUCUUUUAAUUUCCUAUAAUGCAGGCCUUAUAAUUACUUGAAAUACAAAAAUGCACAUUACAUUAUAAAAAUGUACAAUUUAUAUGGAAAAAAACAAUUUCUAACAUAAAAUCCGCAUUAGAUAGUAAUAGAUUGCUGUUAUUAUGUUUUUAAAAGAGUUGUCUUGUAUUGGUCGUGUUGCUUAAUGAAGUGGAAACAAAUCCCAUCCUUGACGCGCACUUGUUUUGCUCUUAAAGCAUCUGUCUGACAGCUUUAUGUCCCUAUAUGUCUCAACCCCGCCUAUAUGCAACACAUCAUUACAUCCAGCCCAUGUUCUUAAGAGGUUUGGCAUACCUGAGGGAAAAUAAGUUUGUUCGCGUUUCCCUGUGGACUCAGAGCUGGAAGUUCGCGUGAAUCAUGAAGGAGGAGCCGCUGGCUGGUAUGGGGUCAGUUCACCCCUGGGUGCAAGAUGAGUCCGUACAUGCCAAAUCUCGUACUCACAGAGCUGUGGGUCUCGCCCGGGCACACUUCGAGAAACAGCCACCUGCCAAUCUGCGGAAGUCAAACUUCUUUCACUUUGUCUUGGCCUUAUAUGAUAGUCAGGGUCAAUCUGUGGAAAUUGAACGCACUGCGUUUGUGGGCUUUGUUGAAAAGGAGAAGGAGCCAGAAAAUGAGAAGACUAACAAUGGAAUUCAUUACAAACUCCAGUUACUGUACAAUAAUGGUGUCAAGGCAGAACAAGAUCUUUACAUCCGUUUAAUCGACUCUGUGACAAAAGAUGCAAUUGUGUUUGAAGGUCAAGAUAAAAAUCCAGAAAUGUGUCGUGUUCUUCUCACACAUGAGACAAUAUGCAGCCGAUGUUGUGAUAAGAAAAGUUGUGGAAACAGGAAAGAGACCCCAUCUGACCCUGUCAUUAUUGACAGGUUCUUCCUAAAAUUAUUUCUCAAAUGUAAUCAAAAUUGUCUGAAGAAUGCAGGGAACUCACGAGACACACGUCGUUUUCAGGUGAUGGUUUCCACCACAGUCUCUGUUAUGGGCCACGUUCUAGGCAUUUCUGAUAACAUGUUUGUCCACAACAAUUCGAAACAUGGCAGAAGAGAAAGACGACUGGAAUUUGCUGAAGGUGAGAUCCCUUGCAUCAAGGCGAUCAGUCCCAGUGAGGGUUGGACGACAGGUGGAGCUUCAGUUAUUAUUAUUGGAGAACAGUUCUUUAAUGGUCUGGAGGUGGUUUUUGGAUCAAUUCUGGUUUGGAGUGAGGUGAUCACACCGCAUGCAAUUCGUGUGCAGACUCCACCUCACCACGUUCCUGGUGUUGUCGAAGUUACGCUGUCCUACAAAUCGAAAUAUUUCUGCAGGGGAGCUCCGGGGCGCUUUAUUUUCACUACUUUACAUGAGCCAACCAUCGACUAUGGGUUUCAGCGACUGCAAAGGGUCAUGCCACGUCUACUGGGCGAUGUGGAUAAACUUCCGAAAGAAGUCUUACUAAAGAGAGCAGCUGACCUUAUAGAGACAUUUUAUAGAACGCCUCGCAACAACCAGGAAAUCAUCCUGAAGCGUGCGUCUGACAUACCAGGUGCCCUGCACAGAGUCCCACGGAACUCAAACCCACCCCACCCAAACCUGAACAGCAUUAUGGGAGUCAACUCCUUUGACAGACAAUUAACUAUGAACACAGACUUUUCACAGGAAGCAGAAAGAGGUUUCAGUCAGAGUUUAAACAAUGGCUUUGCAAGCAGCACAUCUCGACAGUGUCUUCAACAGUCCCACUGCAGACACACAUUGCUACAUUGUGAAACAAAAAAGUGCAUUUGCUCCUGUUCUGAAGCAACAGUCCUCUUCAACACAUGGUCCACCUCCUAUUUGUAGGCCAUGCAUGGACUAGCAACAAGCUUCAAACCUCCCAGACAUGGCCAAUCUCCAUUCUGAACCGGAUGAUGAUCUCAAUGCACGCAAUAAUAAAAAGAAAUUGAUUUUUUUUACUGUCAGCAAAGAUGUGUGUACCUUGUAGUGAUCUGCUGUGACCCCUGGUGUAAAACAGGAAGAACUACUGUACUGUAUUGUUGUACUUUCUGUGCUCUGAUGUUACAAUAUGAUAUAUAAAAUAUGUAGGUAUAGGUGAGACCUCGGCAAUCCAAUUUUUUCAUUCGACUCUGUAUAUUCAGGAGGAAUUUAAAGGGGAACAAAAAUUACUCACACUGAAGACGUUUGACAAGCUUAGGACAUCUGUUCAUCUUUGCAAGGCAAAUUAAAAUAGUUUUGAUGAGGUCAGCGAGCGUUCUGACUCCCACCCAUUGACAGCAACAUACAUUCUGAAUAUAAUAAUUUGCAUUGCGAAGAUUAACGGAUGUUCUAGGCUUGUUGAAUGAUUUGAGGGUAAUUCAUGGCAGUUUUCAUUUUAUGGUGGAGCACCACUUUAAACAAAUACAUAAACUUUCACAGUAUAAGAUACUGUAUAACUGUAGACAGAAUAUAUGUUGGUAAGUAACUUCAUUUAAAUUGAUUGCAUCUAUUUUAAAUAUAUAACAAAAUGUGGAUACAUACUGAGUAAUAACAGAAAUGGAGAAUUCUACCCAGUACAUGAGUUUUUGUACGGAUAUUUGUAAUUCUUUGCACUGAUAUCAUUUAACAAAUACAGAUUGUUUAUUUUCUUUCAACACUUUUUAUUUAUCCCUGGAAAAAAAUGUUUGCAAAAGAUAAAAUACCGUCUACAAAAUAUCUUUGUAUAAAAAUAUCAAUAUGCAUCAGAGAAAAAACGAUGAGGAUGUCAAAAUAUUCAACUUAAUAAAGAAAUUACAAUUUC
Messenger RNA from Triplophysa dalaica, 3233 nucleotides. It is a transcript of the gene ebf3b, whose product is annotated as EBF transcription factor 3b. Gene Ontology annotation, biological process: regulation of transcription by RNA polymerase II. NCBI's taxonomy places the organism in Eukaryota, Metazoa, Chordata, Actinopteri, Cypriniformes, Nemacheilidae. Gene Ontology annotation, molecular function: RNA polymerase II cis-regulatory region sequence-specific DNA binding; DNA-binding transcription factor activity, RNA polymerase II-specific. The record is from RefSeq and is a predicted model, not a curated record. Bases 851 to 2299 code for a protein of 482 amino acids. The transcript has 16 exons.